AUGACACGCCGCCACGCCUCUUCUCAUUUCCGUGAUGACAUUACCCAAUGUCUCAUGUUGGAAACAGACGCAGAGAAACAGUAUUAUUCCUGCCCAUCCCGACGCGCUUCUUUCGACCAUGAUGAAGACUCCGCGGUCUACAUAGAUUCUCCCUACGACACAACUGCUUCCGUGGAACCCAUACUAGGCUGCCGCAACUUCCCAGUGAAACGGAAACGGAGAUUUCACCUCUACAGAGUGCCACAUUCUGUUAUGCGACGGAUAUGUUGGGCCGUAUUCAUGGGUUUGCUUCUGUUUGUCGCAUUUCUAUUCCGGUUUAGCAUUGCUGGCUCCUCGUUCAGCGUUGUGCGACUGAACCCGCCAAACCAGAAGCCCAAAUCAGCUCAGUGGGAAGAUUUCCCAUUCCUCACCCGGUUUUACGGGGGGAUAAAGACACUGGUUCCAAGGCAAGAUAAUGUCCCUGAGUACCCAGUUGAUGGGAUGGUCGAAAAGAUUAUGGAUUUGCCAACAGGUGACGUAAAAGGGGAGCAGUCGGGAAAGAAAGCUGAGGCGAUGAGGAGUAUGGUUUUCAACCCCUAUCCGGAUUACAAAUCCAAAAACUAUAUUGAAAAGUAUGGAGUGAAGCGUGACUGCUUUCUGGAUGCUGAGAAGAGAAUGACGAUCCCACCGGUACGACAUUUCCCAGGUAUACCCAAAGGAUUUCCAGAUGCUGCGAUGGGAUCAAAUAAGCUCUUGGGCAUAAAUGACGAUGUGUGUUUCGAUAGAUUUGGACGGCUUGGUCCGUACGGUCUUGGCUAUGGCGUUGCCUCAGGCGGGAGUGGGGCUGGCCUGGAGGGCGACAGAUCAGGGGUAGCUGAGGUAUGGGAAGAUGUCCCGCCUGUCGAUUUCCGAGCCGUCAAAUGGGCGGAAGCACAAGACCGCUGUGCAGCUGCAAACAGCCAUCGAUUUUCUAAGCUUGAACAUCCAAGGGUGGAUCGGGUUGCUGCUGUGCCAUUGGGUACUCUGGAUGCAAGGUACGAAGAAGAGGGGCCCGUAACUACACAGCCUAAGGGCAAUGAAGACGCUGUAGCCGCCAACGAUACAUUGAAACUUCCACGAACGGCUGUUAUCAUUCGAACCUGGAGUGACUACAAAUACAACAAGGAAGAAAUCAUGUAUUUGCGUUCUUUAAUUACAGAGUUAUCCUUGACAUCUGGAGCGGAAUACACACUUCAUUUCUUGAUACAAGUGAAAGAUGACAACCUGCAAAUUUGGUCGGACGAUGAUACCUACCGUCGUGUUCUUAGAGAUUCUCUACCGAACGAAUUCCGCGGAAUGGGCACACUGUGGUCAGAAAGACAAAUGGGCCUGAUAUAUGGUGGUCUUGAAGAGACCUUCGCUCGAGACCUCCCUGUCCAUGGAGUUUACAGGAGCACUUUUAUGCCCAUCCAAUACUUUUCCUAUCGACAUCCUGAAUAUGACUUCAUCUGGAAUUGGGAAAUGGAUAUCCGAUACACUGGACACUGGUAUCACUUCUUCCACAAGGUUAGUGAGUGGGCGAGAGAACAACCACGCAAGGGCCUUUGGGAGCGCAACUCGCGAUUCUACCUUCCAUCCGUGCACGGGUCCUGGGAAGAUUUCCGCCAAAUGAUCCGCGUGCAAACUGAGAUUGGAACCGACAGUCUCAAUAAUAUGUGGGCCAAACCCGCUAAAAGUCACCCUAAAAUCCUCCCAGAGGCGAUCAAAGCAGACAAGCCAAUCUGGGGCCCCGAACGACCGCAUGAGCAGGACAUUUUCGAAGUCGAGGGUGAAGGUAUCCCCCCAACAACCUACGAGAAGGACAACUACGUGUGGGGCGUUGGUGAAGAUGCCGACUUAAUCGUCUUCAACCCCCUCUAUGAUCCAGUAGGAACCACUUGGCUUCUCCGCGAUGAUGUAACUGGAUACAACAGAGAGGAUGGAGGGCCUCCCCGCCGCGCAGCAAUUGUUGCCGCCUCGCGAUUAUCACGCAAGCUUCUGGCCAUAAUGCACCUUGAGACAAGUAUGAAACGCCACACGAUGUUUUCAGAGAUGUGGCCCGCCACAACUGCGCUCCACCACGGUCUCAAAGCCGUCUAUGCUCCCCACCCUGUGUACAUCGAUCGUCGCUGGCCGACCAAGCAUCUUGAAUCAACGUUUAAUGCCGGCCGCAAUGGCGCAACUGGAGCAUCCAGGUUAUCUGUAUUCGGCGACCGGGAGCAUAAUUUCAGAGGUACGACGUGGUUCUAUUCUGCCAUCCAUUCAGCAAAUCUUUGGCGGCGGUGGCUUGGAUAUAGGGUUGAUGGCGGUGGUGGGGAAGAGUAUGAGAUGGCGACCGAGGGACGGAUGUGUUUGCCUCCUAUGUUGCUUCAUCCCAUCAAGGAUAUUGAGAUGAUUGUUGAGAGUGUGGAUCGUUGA
Molecule: messenger RNA, 2415 nt
Organism: Paracoccidioides lutzii Pb01
Exons: 1
Coding region: 1-2415 (804 amino acids)
Source: RefSeq, a predicted model, not a curated record